CACCUCUUCUCUUCCACACCUCUCCUCUUCCUCCAUCCCUCAGUCCUUGCACUGCCUGUCAGAAUUCCCACAUAUCCCCAGAGGAUAAGAUGCCAUGGAGGCCACAGGAAGAACUGUGCUGUGUGCCUGCUCUGCCUUCUGCCUUCUGUUCAUCCUAACAGAGGUCAGCUCCGAACUGAUUCACAUUGAUCCAUCGGUCAGGCAUGUCACUGAAGGGGACUCUGUGUUCCUGUCUGUGAAAACCAACUUUUCACCGGACAAAGCAGAAUUUCAGGGAACUUGGUGUCACACCGGGAUGAGUGUCACCAAGCCCAGGAUUUUGGUGACAUUCACCAAAAAAAAUACAAUCUUAAACAUGAAGCACCGUGACCACCUCGUCUUCAACAACUCCACCUUUUCUUUGGAAAUCAAGAACUUAAACAGAAAAGAUGAAGGAGAUUAUCACUUGAGCAUCACCAUAAAGCAUGACAACAAACCAGGAGACAUUGAGGAGGAGAAAACCAUUCGUGUAACCGUAGAUGUUCCCGUGUCCAAUCCAGCCAUUGAGAAGAGCCCUUCCUAUGCAGUCAUUGAGGACAAAGCAAACGUCACCUGGACUUGUUCUGUUGAGAACGGAACAAGAGUUAUGUUUAAGUGGUUCAGGAAUAAUGUUGCACUGGGUCCCAGUGACAGAUACCACUACUCCCAAGAUAACUCCACACUGUUAAUCAGCCCUGUGAGAAAAGAGGACAAGGGAAGUUAUCACUGUGUGGCCAGCAACCCGGUCACCCGGGGCCAACACAGCAGGGCUGUGGAACUCAACGUCUACUAUGGCCCUUACAACCUUGAGGUGAACUCUGUCCAGGGCCUGCGCACAGGGGAGGUGUUCACCAUCAACCCUGGGGAGCUGGUCUUCUUUGAAUGCCAGGCUGACUCCAACCCACCUAACAGCUAUGUGUGGAUCUCCAAGACCCGCAAUGCAACUCAGAUCGUCACAGAGGGCCCUCGGCUAGAGGUGCGCUCCUACAGACUGGCCCAGGCUGAAGAGUACCUUUGCCGUGCCUUCAACAACGUGACGCAGAAGCAGGACGAAGCCCAGUUUACUCUGGUGGUGGCCAGCUUGGGAACAGGGAAAGAGAAGCACAUCCAAGAGGGUAACUCUGUAUCACCGCUGGCAGUCAUUACUGUCUGCUCUUUUUUUGUCAUUGGCCUUAUGCUGCUGUUCUUCCUCAGGAGAACCUGUCAUCCAAAGAGAGUGCUUAUGAGCAUUUACAACAAACCGUUUUCAGAGCAGAAACGACCACAUCGUUCAGGUCACGAGGAUGCAACCGAGGACUUUGGCAUCUACGAGUUCGUCUCCAUACCUGGGAAGACGGAAUCUGCACAGGCAUCGUGCAGAUCUUUGGCUCGUCUCGAAUCGAUUCAAGAUAUGCAUACUACCAUCUACGAUGUGAUCAGACACGUUCCUGAAACCCCGAGUCACAGUUUGCUGAAGUAAAGUCUGGCUGGAGAGCGGAGAUGGAACUUUAAAUGGUUUAACUUGAAGACUUCCUUGUAGCUUUAUUCUCUUAAGUCUCUGUUAUCAAAGCCUGAAGCACUGGUUUUGGUGGCCUGGUUUUUUGCACAAGGGAUGAAGGAGACUUGUGGGAUUACACAACCUGAUAGUGCACUGCUGUUGACGAGAGUUUUGGACGGAUGUUAAGUGUAUUUUGCUGACAUUGGUGUGAAAUGAAAAUGUAUGUUCAGCUCAUUUUUAUUUGUUCUGUGAAAGCAUAACUGAAGUUAAAAACCUUUUGUUUCCUGUUUU
Molecule: messenger RNA, 1786 nt
Organism: Pelmatolapia mariae (spotted tilapia)
Lineage: Eukaryota; Metazoa; Chordata; Actinopteri; Cichliformes; Cichlidae
Gene: hepacam2
Product: HEPACAM family member 2
Exons: 9
Coding region: 95-1477 (460 amino acids)
Source: RefSeq, a predicted model, not a curated record